AUGGUAGAACAAACAAACAACUACGCCCUCUAUCGGCAAAGGAGGAGCGGCAAGUCCGACCCCCACUGGCACCCCACGGACGCGAGGGAGAUGAGCGCCUACGUGGGGCUGAACAUCCUCAUGGGCAUCAACCAGCUGCCGGACGCGGGCAUGUACUGGGCCAGCGACGUCUUCAUAGGCAACGCGGGUUUCAAAAAGACAAUGACGGCCAGGCGCUUCGAGAAACUCACCCAGUAUCUCCAGCUGUGCGACCGCGAGUCGGAGCCUGUGCGGGGGGAGCGCGGGUACGACGGCCUGUUCAAAAUCCGGCCUCUCCUCGACGUGCUGGAGAACACCAUGUGGGACGCGUACGCGCCCAACCGCUGCUUGACCGUGGACAAGUGCGCCAUUGUGGCCGGGGGACGCCUCUCCCCCAGCCAGUACAUGCCCUCCGAGCCCCUGAGGAAGGGGCUGACCGUGUGGAUGCUGUGCGAUUCGCGCUCGGGCUACUGCCACCGGGCCAAGAUCUGUGUGGGCAAGCCCAGCGAGGACGAGGCGGUGGCCUCCCUGGGCUACAGGGUGGUGACCUCCCUAGUGCGUGGCCUAGAGGGUCAGUACCACCACCUCUUCAUGGACAGCUUCCUCACCUCCGUGCCCCUCCUCCAGAGGCUGCUGAGGGACGGCCUGUACGCCUGCGGGCCCACACAGCCGGGCCGCAAAGGCUACCCAGAGGUCCUCAGGCCGCGCAAUGUCGGAAAGCUGUCCCAGGGCGAGUUUUACCAGUGCCAGCGUGGCAACCUGGUCGCCACGGUGACACGGGAUGUCAAGACGGUCAGCUGCCUCUCCACCAAUUCUGCCCCGGGGAUUGUGGGCAUCAGUCCAGGUCGGCAGCAGCAUGAGACAGACGGGGAGGGGGAGAGCGACAGUAUGGACAGCUCGGGUUUGUCUUUCGGUGUCCCCCGACCUCUGCCCUUGCUGUUGUACCAGGAGAACAUGAGGGGAGUGGACCUGUGCGACCAGCUGAGGGAAUGCUACCACGUCGGCCGGCCGUGCAAGAAGUGGUGGCGCUACUUCCUGUGGUUCUACGUCAAUCUGUGCAUCGUCAACGCCUACAUCAUGCUGCGGGAGAGCCGAGGGGGCGCCCCGCCGGCGGGCUUCAACGGCAAGCAGUUCACCCAGCGCCACUUCCGCGUGCGCCUGGCACAGCAGCUGAUUGGAGACUACCAAGGGGCAAGGGGCAUGGAGCGGGCAGCGCGCAAGAGACACGCAGAUUCACCCAUAGAGUACGGACACCGCCUGGAGCGCAUGUCAGAGCGCUCCCGUCGCUGCAGGAACUGCACCAACAAGGGACUGCGACACGAAAGCGUGUUCGGCUGCAAGAUAUGCAAUGUCCACCUAUGCAGGGGAGGGUGCUUCUCUGAGUUUCAUAAAUAA
Messenger RNA from Scophthalmus maximus (turbot), 1413 nucleotides. Its product is annotated as piggyBac transposable element-derived protein 4-like. The transcript has a single exon. Bases 1 to 1413 code for a protein of 470 amino acids. Lineage: Eukaryota; Metazoa; Chordata; Actinopteri; Pleuronectiformes; Scophthalmidae. The record is from RefSeq and is a predicted model, not a curated record.